GAGAGAGAGAGAGGGAGGGAGGGAGGGAGGGAGGGACGGGGGGGGACAAGGGGCGCGUGGUUUUCCCAUCUCAUCCCUGGAGGAGGGGCUGGAGCAUCCCGGGCAGCCAAUCAGAGAGAGGCUGGGGGGGCACUUUGAAGAAGUUUGGGGAAAAAAGUUUGGAAAAGUUUCUAUAAUAACGAGGGGGCGUCCGGAGGGAGGCGGCGGCGGCGGAGGAGGGGGCGUCUCAGAGAAGGGAGGGCGGGAGCCACGGGUCAAGAUACUGCAGCCUCCUGAGAUCCCCCCUCCCACCCAGACCGGGACCUGGGGGCUCUGGCCGGAUCCAUGGGGGCAGCAAGCUGCGAGGAUGAGGAGCUGGAAUUUAAGCUGGUGUUCGGGGAGGAAAAGGAGGCCCCCCCGCUGGGCGCGGGGGGGUCGGGGGAAGAACUGGACUCAGAGGACACCCCACCAUGCUGCCGUCUGGGCCUGGGGGAGCCCCCUCCCUAUGGUGCUGCCCCUAUUGGCAUUCCCCGGCCCCCACCCCCUCGGCCUGGCAUGCACUCCCCACCACCCCGCCCGGCCCCCUCACCUGGCACUUGGGAGAGCCAGCCAGCCCGGUCAGUGAGGCUGGGGGGGCCGGGAGGGGGCUCCGGGGGGGCUGGGGGAGGCCGUGUUCUUGAGUGUCCCAGCAUCCGCAUCACCUCUAUCUCUCCCACUCCCGACCCGCCAGCUGCGCUGGAGGACAACCCAGAUGCCUGGGGGGAAGGAUCCCCCAGGGAUUACCCCCCACCAGAAGGCUUUGGAGGCUACCGAGAGGCGGGGGGCCAGGGCGGGGGUCCCUUCUUCAGCCCGAGCCCUGGCAGCAGCAGCCUGUCUUCCUGGAGCUUCUUCUCAGAUGCCUCUGACGAGGCAGCCUUGUAUGCAGCCUGUGACGAGGUGGAGUCUGAGCUAAAUGAGGCGGCCUCCCGCUUUGGCCUAGGCUCCCCACUGCCCUCACCCCGGGCCUCCCCUAGGCCGUGGACCCCCGAUGACCCCUGGAGCCUGUAUGGUCCGAGCCCUGGAGGCCGGGGUCCAGAGGAUAGCUGGCUACUCCUCAGUGCUCCUGGGCCCACCCCAGCUUCCCCACGACCUGCCUCUCCAUGUGGCAAGCGGCGCUAUUCCAGCUCAGGAACCCCAUCUUCGGCCUCCCCAGCUCUGUCCCGCCGAGGCAGCCUAGGGGAGGAGGGGCCUGAGCCACCUCCAGCACCCCCAUUGCCUCUGGUCCGGGACCCGGGCUCCCCUGGCCCCUUUGACUACACGGGGGCCCCACCAGCCGAGAGCAUCCCUCAGAAGACCCGGAGGACUUCCAGCGAGCAGGCGGUGGCCCUGCCUCGGUCUGAGGAGCCUGCCCCGUGCAAUGGGAAGCUGCCUUCGGGAGUAGAGGAGGCUGGGGCUCCUCCCGGGGGUCCUCGGAAGGAGGUUGCCGGCAUGGACUACCUGGCGGUGCCUUCCCCACUGGCUUGGUCCAAGGCCCGGACUGGGGGACACAGCCCCAUCUUCAGGACCUCUGCCCUCCCCCCGCUGGACUGGCCUCUGCCCAGCCAGUAUGAGCAGCUGGAGCUGAGGAUCGAGGUGCAGCCCAGAGCCCACCACCGGGCCCACUAUGAGACAGAGGGCAGCCGGGGAGCUGUCAAAGCUGCCCCUGGUGGUCACCCCAUUGUCAAGCUCCUAGGCUACAGUGAGAAGCCACUGACCCUACAGAUGUUCAUCGGCACCGCAGAUGAGAGGAACCUGCGACCUCACGCUUUCUAUCAGGUGCACCGUAUCACGGGCAAGAUGGUGGCCACGGCCAGCUACGAAGCUGUAGUCAGUGGUACCAAGGUGUUGGAGAUGACUCUGCUCCCUGAGAACAACAUGGCAGCCAACAUUGACUGUGCCGGAAUCCUGAAGCUUCGGAAUUCAGACAUUGAGCUGCGGAAGGGUGAGACUGACAUCGGGCGCAAGAACACACGCGUGCGGCUGGUAUUCAGGGUACACGUGCCCCAAGGCAGCGGGAAGGUCAUCUCGGUGCAGACAGCAUCGGUGCCCAUCGAGUGCUCCCAGCGCUCAGCUCAGGAGCUGCCCCAGGUGGAGGCCUACAGCCCCAGUGCCUGCUCCGUGACGGGAGGGGAGGAACUAGUGCUGACUGGCUCCAACUUCCUGCCUGACUCCAAGGUGGUGUUCAUCGAGAGGGGCCCUGACGGAAAGCUGCAAUGGGAGGAGGAGGCCACAGUGAACCGGUUGCAGAGCAACGAGGUGACGCUGACCCUGACCAUCCCUGAGUACAGCAACAAGCGGGUGUCCCGGCCAGUCCAGGUCUACUUUUACGUCUCCAACGGGCGGAGGAAGCGCAGUCCUACCCAGAGUUUCAAGUUCCUGCCUGUGAUCUUCAAGGAGGAGCCUCUACCGGACGCAUCUCUCCGGGGCUUCCCUUCAGCAUCGGGCCCCCACUUUGGCUCUGACAUGGACUUCUCACCACCCAGGCCCCCCUACCCCUCCUAUCCCCAUGAAGACCCUGCUUAUGAAACUCCUUACCUGUCAGAAGGCUUCAGCUAUGGCACGCCCCCUCUGUACCCCCAGACGGGGCCCCCGCCAUCCUACAGACCUGGCCCGCGGAUGUUCCCUGAGACUGGGGGUACCACAGGUUGCGCCCGCCCACCUCCAGUCUCAUUCCUUCCCCGGCCCUUCCCUAGCGACCCCUAUGGAGGACGGGGCUCCCCCUUUCCCCUGGGGCUGCCGUUCCCUCCUCCAGCCCCCUUCCGGCCUCCACUACCUGCAUCCCCACCACUUGAAGGCCCCUUCGCUCCCCAGAGCAGUGUUCACCCCCCACCUGCUGAGGGUUACAGUGAGGUAGGGCCGAGCUAUGGCCCUGGGGAGGGGGCUCCGGAGCAGGAGAAGUCCAGGGGUGGCUACGGCGGCAGCUUCCGAGACAGUGUCCCUAUCCAGGGUAUCACGCUGGAGGAAGUGAGUGAGAUCAUUGGCCGAGACCUGAGUGGCUUCCCUGCACCUCCCGGAGAAGAGCCUCCCGCCUGAACCAUCGCCUGGCCCCCGCUCCCCCCUGCCCUGCCCACCUUCCCUUCAUCCUGGGAUGGCGGUUCCAGAGGCUUGGGGGCCAAUCUGGUUCCUCUUUCCCCAGUUUCUUGCCUGCUCUCCCCUACCCUCCCUUCCCUCCCCUAGCUGAGGUGUGGCCCCCGGGGCCUGGUGCUGCCUUGGAGGGCUGGGGGCGGGGGAAUGUGGAGGCCUGGGAUGGGGGCGGACCCUGGGGGGGGGUACUGGGAGCGAGGACUGGAGGACUGCCAGGAGUGAAGGCCGUGUCUAGAUUGUGUACAGCCCACGGUGCUGGGAGGCUGGGGCCAGGUUGAUGGGUAAUAAACUGCUCGCUGACUAGUGUUUCAGGCUCCAAAACUCUUUGGAGAGAGACAUGGGGCAGCUUACUCUAGCCCUGGCCAGAGGAGGCUUAGAACCUGGGAAGGGAUGGGAUGUGGCUGGGAAGAUUGCAUCCCAAAGAGUAUCAGUGCGAGGGGGUGGGAGGGUUUGAAGGGUCGCAGAGGCUCCCUAACCCGGGUGAGGUCGGGAGCCAGGGUUUGUAGACCUCUCCUCCCUGGGGAUUCAGUUUCCUUUAGGAGCUUUGGGAAGAUCUGUGUAUUUUCAAGUUACUUUCUCUUGCUACCACCGAGAUGAUUCUGAUUCAUAGUCAAGGUCAGGAAACACCAGUCUAGUCCCUCUCCCUCAUUUACAAAGGAGGCGUCUAUGGCUCAGAGAGGGAAGGGGGCUUGCCCUAUGUCACACAGCUAAUCAAUAGCAGGUUGAACGCUGCACUUCUGGGCUCCUGCCCCCAGCCCACCCUCAGAUAUCCUAACCCAUGGAGGUCAGGCCCCUGAAGCUUAUCUCCUUGGAGCAGGGUAGGAGAUGAGGGAGGGCUGGCAUAGGUCCAUCCACACUCUGGAUUCUCCACCCUUUGGGGUCUGUGAAGACAUUCUGGAAAGAUCUAUGUUUCAGAGGUAGACUGCAGGAAGCCAAGCAGCUCCCCAGAUGCCCUGACAUUGCCUGAGCUCCGGCCUUUCCCACAGGUAUACCCACAUAUCACCACUGACAGGCCCGGCCUGGAAACCUGGUUUGCCCCAUGUCUUGACAGCCUAGGGGGCCAAGUCCCCAGUGGGUUGGGGAGAGCCUGGCAUACAGGAGGCACUGAGGACCACUGGCCCAGCUGCAGGGGGCCGUACCCCAAAGAUAUUCCGGGUGUUAGCACUCGGGAGACUUGCCUCCCCUCAAGGCUGGUAUGUCCAGUGCGUCUAGACAGGCCUGGCAAGUGCCCAUGUGUUCAGCUGUGGGUGUGACAGAAGCUGGCUCUGGAAUGGAGGACAGGAGAACGAGGAUGACCCCUGGUCUUGUCACUGCUGCUUUGCAAUGAAUUUCCUUUAUCUUCCUGAACACAAACUGCUGCGAACCAGACUGAUAUCAGGUGAUUGGCUCACUGGGCCAUGGCUGCUUCUCAAAGGUACCCUCCAGCAGGACUAGAGUCAUCACCCACAGCAGGAGGGACCCAGGGCACACAUGUCCUGGCCAGCACCCUUCAGCUCCCCCUCCAAGAUCUCUGACAGGCGGCGAGUCAGCCUCCGUGAAUGAAAAGCUAUAGUGAUGGGGACUCGCUGCCUCCCAGGGCAGACCGUUUCACUCUCUGCAAUAGCACUGCCACUCAUUCAUUGCCAGGCAUUUAUUGAGCAGCUACUAAGUGCCAGCCAAUGCGUCCUGGAGGACCUCAUAGCCUCAUGGGGCGACAGUAAGUAAACACACAUUAUAACUCAACAAUUCAACUCAGUAAAUGUUUCUUGUACAGAAAAUAUGUCAGGUCUUGGGCGGGAGGAGUAAACAAUUUUAAUAUGGGGAAGGAGCAGAGCACAGGGGCACUCCAUCCAGCUGUGGGGGUCAGAGGGAACUUCAGGGGUGACUUCUAGACUGGGAUCUGAAGCAUGACUGGGAACUGACUGGGCUGAGAGUAGGGGAAGGGCAGGCCAGGCAGAGCCACCAGAUGGGCCAUGUCUUGGAGGAGAGAGGCAAACAGGGAGGGCCAGCAGAUGGAGGGCUUGGCACGCUCGUGGGACUGGUGAAGUUCUGGAAGUGGGGGCGCUGUGAGUGGGGACCAGAGAGGGAAGCAGGGGCUGGGUUCUGCGGAGCCUUGUAGCCAUGCUAGGAAGCUUAGUUAUCCAAGAAUAAUGGGCGCUUUCCCACUAGAUGGUAGGGCUUAAGCUGGGGUUGAUACAAUAGAUUUGCCUCACAGCUCUUCCUUGGGUAGAGCUUCCAUCUGCUUCCCUGUGACUGCUCUUCCAGCACAGUGUUCUGCCCUGUGGGCCCAUACUUCACACGCCUAAUCCCUCUUCCCAUUAGAAUCCUGAGGUGGGCAGGUCAACUCCCAAGGUCAUUGUCUCUUCCCAGGUUCCUACAGACAUCCAGCUCCCUGAGGCUGGAGUUGGGAGAGGGAAGAGAAGGAGGCUGGAUCUUCGGUCGGUGCCAGAAAAGACUUUCUUGGCCACGGUUUCUCAAAGUGUGGUCUGAAGAUAACUUGCAUUUGAGUCAUUAGGGAGGUUUUUUGGUUUUAUUUUAUUUUAUUGUUUGUUUUUGUUUUUAAUACAGAUUUCUAGGCAACCCCUGACCCACUCAAUUGUAUUCUCUGGGGGCAGGCAUAGGUUUCUGCAUUUUAAACAGCACCCUAGGUCAGGGGUCCCCAACCCCCGGGCCGUGGACCGCUACCAGUUCCUGUCCUAUUAGGAACCAGGCCACACAGCAGGAGGUGAGCAGUGGGCGGGCGGGCGAGCAAGCGAAGCUUCAGCUGCCGCUCCCCAUUGCUCCCCAACACUUGCUCACUGCCUGAACCACCCGCCUCCGCCCCCAGCCAUUGAAAAAUUGUCUUCCAUGAAACUGGUCCCUGGUGCCAAAAAGGUUGCGAACCGCUGCCUUAGGUGAUUCUCCAGCACAGGAAAGUUUGAGAACUAGAGUCAUCUGUCAAUUAAGGGUCUUUCCUUCCCACUCCAGACUCUAAAACAGCUCCCUGCCCCCUUCUCAUAGAUCUAGUCUGGGCUGCUCUGGGUGGAAGGUCACCUGCAAAAGUGCACUUAAGGGAGGGGAAAGGCACACACAUUCCUGACAUUGCAGCUCACCUCUCCCCUCUCCUUGGCUCGGUCUUGCUCCAUGGACAAUCUGAGAUGGUCUCGGGGCAGCCUGGAGCUCUGGUGCAGCAGCAGCUGCCCCAGAACUUUUGAGUCUCCUUCUCUGGCUGGGUCUCUGACCUCUGAGACACCUGGGGAGGGCACACUGGGUAGCCUUCCAGGUGAAUCUGGGCUCUGCCUGGAGCAGUUCUGUGAUGCCUUGGUGCACCCCCUGCCAGACUUUCUAAGUGUCGGGAAGAAGGCUGCAGAGGAGUGGCAUCUCAUGGACCUCCUGGAAACUCCAGAUGUGGGAAGCGCGCAGGGGUUUGGUGCUUUUUUGGGAGCUGGUUUUAGUGGCCUCAGCAUCUGGUUGCUUCCACAAAACAUCCCAAGAAAAGAAAAGGGAAAAAAAAAGGAGAUGGGGAA
Molecule: messenger RNA, 6566 nt
Organism: Aethalodelphis obliquidens (Pacific white-sided dolphin)
Lineage: Eukaryota; Metazoa; Chordata; Mammalia; Artiodactyla; Delphinidae
Gene: NFATC4
Product: nuclear factor of activated T cells 4
Exons: 10
Coding region: 325-3030 (901 amino acids)
Biological process (GO): calcineurin-NFAT signaling cascade; cytokine production; regulation of transcription by RNA polymerase II
Cellular component (GO): transcription regulator complex
Molecular function (GO): DNA-binding transcription factor activity, RNA polymerase II-specific; RNA polymerase II cis-regulatory region sequence-specific DNA binding; transcription factor binding
Source: RefSeq, a predicted model, not a curated record